Molecule: messenger RNA, 1119 nt
Organism: Pristis pectinata (smalltooth sawfish)
Lineage: Eukaryota; Metazoa; Chordata; Chondrichthyes; Rhinopristiformes; Pristidae
Product: serine protease 27-like
Exons: 1
Coding region: 1-1119 (372 amino acids)
Biological process (GO): proteolysis
Molecular function (GO): serine-type endopeptidase activity
Source: RefSeq, a predicted model, not a curated record
AUGCCGCUAGUCACUGUCCAUUGGCUGGCGAUCCCGGCGCUCCUGCUGGCGGCGCGGCUACUGGCCCAGACCCCCAGCCGGUGCGGCGUCAGGAAGGCGGGCAGCGGAGGGAGCGCCGCGCCGCCCGGCCUCGCCCAACCCCCACAGGGGAGCCCGUGGCCCUGGCAGGUCAGCCUGGAGCUGGCGGCCGAGAACAAGCACUUCUGCGGCGGGGCCAUCAUCAGCGAGUACUGGGUGAUCACGGCGGCCCAUUGCUUCAUCCCGCCUGUGCCUCAGAACCUGCAGGAGAUCGUGGUGGUGACCGGGCUCAACAGGCAGAUGAACCCCGAGCAGUGGGCGCGCUACUCCAACCCGCACGACAUCAUCAUGCACGAAGAGUUCAACGAGCAGACGGGCGAGAAUGACAUCGCCCUGGUCAGGAUGGUGGAGCGCAUCAACUUCGGCGAGCACGUCCUGCCCGUGUGCUUCCCCGACAGCAACAUCUUUUUCGAGAACAGCUGGUCCGCUUGCUACAUCACGGGAUGGAUGAAGUCCGGGGAGGAGACCUCCGACCUCCUCCAGGAAGCGCCCGUCACCUUCAUCUCCUUCAAAGACUGCAACGACACCAUCUUCAGCGGCAAGCUCCAGCCCUCCAUGAUGUGCAUGGACGUGGAGAAGAGCCUAGACCUCGCCUGCCACAUGGACUCCGGCGGUCCGGUGGUUUGCAAGGUCAAGGGCGGCAGGCAGUUUUUCCUGAUCGGGGUGGUGAGCUGGAUGAGCGACUGUUCCCAUCGCUGGCCCGGCGUCUUCACCAUGACCAAGUCCUAUCUGAACUGGAUUGAGCAAGUCACCGCCCGCUAUGGGAAGAUGUUCGACUUCAGGGAGUACGGCGUGGAGCGUGUUACCCGGCAGCCGAGAAUCAUGAUCCAUGACAGAAACAAUGAUGUGGUCUUGCAGGUUCCAGAGAACCACACUAACUCCAACGUGUCCUGCACCCCUCCAUCAUCCACGCUGAGCACAGACACGGCAAAGACGGCCACCUUUACACUGGCAGCUUCUGGGAACGUCUGCUGCACUUCAGUAAUUGGGAUGGCAAUGGUCCAUCUCCGCUCACUCAUAGUCACUGUGCUGGCGACCUGA